Mesorhabditis belari is the source of this 3888-nucleotide messenger RNA. NCBI's taxonomy places the organism in Eukaryota, Metazoa, Nematoda, Chromadorea, Rhabditida, Rhabditidae. The record is from the annotation of a GenBank genome assembly.
AUGAAUCAAGAGCAAAAGUAUGAAAAAAAUGAUGAAUCAAAUGGAAGCCAGGCAACAAGAUCAAUUUUUGCCAGUGUCUCGGCUAAUAAUAUGACACCACAAGCAAUGGGAACAUCGAGAAGCAAUGAGAACCGAUUCUCCACAUUUCCCUCUAAAUUGUCACAAGAAGCCGAACAUGCCAAACAACAAGAAAUGCUGCUUUAUCAGAAACUUCAGCUAGACAGAAGUGCUGAGCACGAACGAGAUCGAAGAGAAAGAGAAGCCAAAAGGAGACGGCUUGAGAGGUGGAAGGACAAUCGCAGAGCGCCAAGAGUGACCAAUCAUGGUGACAGUGACAGCGAUAGCGACGGAGCCCCAAAGUCUCGGAGUACGCUUAUAUGUUCGGAUGGAGAAGGGGGAGAAGAUGAAGUGCGCGAAGAGGAGAUGUUGCGCCCGAAGGUUAACAACAGCGUUCAAGUAUCAAGAGUUGCACAAGGAAAAUUCCGGAAUGUCAAUCCGCUUCGUUUGAAUCAACUGCUUUUACUCAACGCUGGAGACAAACCAGAAUCACAGCAAUCGUCGUCUCAACAAAGACCUGCAAAUGUCCAGUUAACUCAGGCAAAAGACGAAAUUUCAACGUCCCGAAGAAGCGAUAAGAAGAAGCGCAAAUCUUUAAGCGAUGCAGAUCGAAAUCGACGUCGAAAGAAGUCACGCUCCUCUGGCCGAAAGGAUUCAAAACGCAAGAAAAGACGUCACCGUGAUAGCUCGUCUUCGUCCAGUUCUAGCGAUCAUAGCAGAAAACGCUCUCGUCACUCAAAAAAGAAACGCCAUCGUCGAGACUCUUCAUCAUCUCCAAGUUCCGGCGCUUCUCGCAAACGAAGACCAAAAGAAAAAUGGUGCUUCCUUGAUGUGAAAAAUCUAGAUGUUACAAGCAGGCUUGGAUUUGAUCGUGCAACUAUUUUUGACAGAGAGCCUAGCAUUGAGCUUUUUCAGCAUGAUCACGUUUAUAAACGAGAAAGAGUUCAGUAUAAUAUAAAGUGUUUGAUCGUCCUUGGACCACGGAUUGCGCAGACGCAACGACAGUUUUAUGAGCAAUGGUCAAGGGAAAUCUACGGUGAAGGAACGUUUUCGAAAGCAAAGCCAAAACGCAUUUUUGACCGCCGAAUUCGUUGGUCUGCAAAUCCAGAGAAUUACUUCGCCACUAAAUGUGGUCCAAUUGUUGAUUACAUGCCUUUAAGCAGUGGACGUUUGGAUAGACCAACGACUGUGGACGAAGAAACAGACAUGCAGAUGAGCAAAAAUGAAGACAUUUCCACCGAUCAAAUGCUUAUCGAAAUUAAAGGAGGGGGAAAGUCAAGACGAAUAAAAGAAAAGCUGAAAGAUAUUAAUGAAGCGCUGAAUAAGGCAAGAGCUAAUUCAACAAGCAAACGAGUUGCUAUUGAGUCGUUAUGGAUUAAAAAGCUUGAACUAGAAGAUGCCGAUCACGAACACCAAGCAAUUAAACUCCAAGACGCAGGAGAAGCUCCACCGACGGAACAACAGUAUUUGGCUGUCAAGAUGAGCAAAAUCGAUGCAGCAACAAAGGAAGUCCCUAGUUCGUUAAUGCUUUUCAAAGUGGCGAUUUCGGUAAAAAAGGAAGUAUUGACCGAAGAAGAAAUGAAUACGUUGUUCACUUCAAAAAUUCAAGCAUUUGCUUCUGAUCCCAAUUUUUGGGAUUUAUGGAUUGACACUUUGCUUUACGAUAUGAAGUUUUAUAAUGCGAAGCGAAUUGACGAGAUUUUCAAUGAAGCCAUUAAAAGAUUGGAUGCAAUACUGCGAGGAGAAUACAAUGUUCCCCGAAAUCUGACAGAUGACAAAACCAAAAAGGGAGCGAUUCUGUUGUUGCUGCAACGACGAACUGAGCACCUCAUUCAAUCGGGCUCGGCUGCAAAAGCUGUUGCUUUCUCUCAAGCGAUACUUGGACAUUUGUGGAUCCCCGCGCAGUUUGUCGCAGAUCUGGAUUCUCGGGAUAAGAAAAAGCUUGAACAAAUUGCAAAAUCGCUGGAAGGUUAUUGGGAUAGCGGCGCAGCAAAGAUUGGAGAUGCAAAUGCAAUCUUGUGGAAAAACUGGAAUGCUAACGAAACUUACGCUGAGCCUGAAAUCGCCGAAGAAAAUCAAGAGCUGCAUUUCCUGGAAACACAAAUGGUCAAAGGGAUUGCAGCAAAAUACGAAUAUCAGCUUGCUCGUGCUAAGCUCUGGGCAGAAUUGGAGCGACUCCGUGAGAAUUAUUAUUGCCGGCCCAUUCGAAUAAGCAAUGACGACUUUACGGCAGAGGAUUGGUCUCGCCUGAUUAGAUUCGAAGACCUAAAUCUCCCCAACAUUGAUAAUGAUCGUGUAGCUCUGUUCGCAAUUCGAUUACCAAAUACGUUUGGACGCCGACGACCUUUUAUGUGGGAUUCGAUUCCGCUUAUUGCUAAAGAGUUUGGUGGAUUUAACAUCGACUCUCGUGUGCCUAAGAAUCUCGAUUUAUUUGUCGAUCGUCUUUGUAAGAAGCUCUCAAUAGAGGUUUCGAACAAAACAGUUGCUCGGAUUCAUCUAUCUUUUCGGGUGUUAAGAAUUUUUGAUGACGUUGAUGACGAGAAUAUGGACGCUACCGGGAAGCUGCGAGAAUUGCUCAAACAAAUUAGCAUGUUAACUAUGGAGCUUCAAAAAGUGGGCAAUGAAAGAAAGAUUGUUAUAUAUCCAUCUAUUUUGGCAAUGCGAGAGGCUGCGAAAUGGUUCGAAACUGCACGCACUAGUCAAAUGCAACUCGUUUUUAUAAAGGCGAUCGCAGUGAUUUGGUCUCAAAUCUCAGAAGACAUUUCUUGCAAGAAGAAUUUUUUAAGCAUUGAGGAUCCAAUGAUAUUUUCGCUUUAUGCGACACUGCUAUACUUAUUGAUUCAGAUAGUGGACCGUCCAUCGUUUACGAUUUGGCUUCUAACAAAAGUUGCAACAGAUGUUUUUCCGGCUACCAAAGAUCUAUUGGCAAAAAUCAGUGAAGAACCAAAGUUGUCGGGGCCAGAAGUACUCUUGGGAGUUCAAGCAUGGACUCAACGCGAAGGAUUUUACACUAGUAUGACCAUGGAAACUGAGUUGACGCCACUUGGGCUUUAUCAACCGGCUACAAUCUUCUCUGUACUUUUUAUGCAUCUACAAUAUGUGGUUGGACAAGGUGCCUCGAAGGAAAGAUUUGAAUCUCGCUGGAAAGCAAUGCGAAGUUUGGUCACAACUCUUAAUAUUGAUUUUGAUGGGGCAUUUGCUAUUCGAGAAGCCGCGAAGUUAAUUGAGGGUCACAAUAAACGAUACCGCAAUGGCUCAUCAAAACUUUACGAAAUUUUGUCUUUUGGAACGCAAAGGUAUCCAAGUGAUAUUCAACUGCGCAAAAUGGAAUGUGAAUCGCACAUCACGAGGCCUUUCUUGCAGCGAACUAUCUUUGGAAAAAGACUUCGAGAUGAACAUCAAAAAGCCAUUGCAUCAAAGAAUAUCGUUGAUUCACGAAUUUUGGCAGUAACGCGAACGUAUUUUUCUCGACGAGUCUUUGAGCAUAUUAUGUUGAGAUUGGAAACGAAGGAGACGGCCCAGACGACUUUGCGUUUAUUGAUCAAAGAAUACCAAGACGUGGCUACUAUGCAAAAAGAACCGUUCUUUUGGUGUCAACUGAUUAGUCUCUUCAUCGAACGAAAUGAAAUCGAAAAUGCGUAUGAAGCAUACAUGCAAGGGGCAAAGAGUUGUGUUUGGUCCCGAGCCUUGCAUCUUCAUUGGGCUAAAUAUGCAAAUCCAGCACAAGUCGAGCAAAUUCAAAAGCUUAUGGCACAAAAGGACAUCAAGAUGCUCAUAGAAGAAGAACUUGUCGACGAAUAUCUCAAGAUCAACGCCAAGGGCGUGUUGCUU